Messenger RNA from Vavraia culicis subsp. floridensis, 699 nucleotides. RefSeq lists its product as uncharacterized. Gene Ontology annotation, cellular component: cytoplasm. NCBI's taxonomy places the organism in Eukaryota, Fungi, Microsporidia, Pleistophoridae. Bases 6 to 497 code for a protein of 163 amino acids. The transcript has a single exon. The record is from RefSeq and is a predicted model, not a curated record. Gene Ontology annotation, biological process: protein folding.
CCUUGAUGGAGAACGAGAAUUUCAAGUGGGAUCAGGAAUAUGAUGAAGUGCAGGUCACGGUCCCGUAUGAAGGCGAUAUUACAAGGGAUGACGUGAAGACAGAGCUGACACGAACCACGUUCAAGCUAUUGUUAAAAGGUAGACCGGUUGUGAGUGGAGAGCUGAGCAACACGAUAAAAUGUGGUGACGAGGACGUUCUUUUCUACAUGGAUGGUGGGCAGGUAGUUGUUACGCUUGAAAAAGAAGACAAGAAAUGGUGGGAUUCGUUUUUCACAGGCGGGAAAAGGGUAGAUGUCAACGAUAUCGCGUCUAAAAAACAGACCAAGUUUGAAGAUCUUGAUCCGGAGGCACAAUCUUUGGUGGAGAAGAUGAUGCAUCAGCAGAAGAACAAGACAGAAAAUAGUGUUGCAGAUGGCGACAUAAAGACAGCAGAACUAUUCAACCAACUGAAAAGGGACAGUAAACUGGAUUUAGGCCCUGAAGAAGUGCUGGAAUAAAAUAUACAUUAUUUAUAGAGUGGAAUACACAAGCCAUUAUUUUAGUUGUCUUGUCGAAAGAGUGUUACUAAAAAUCGAGAAUAACUCCAAGUUUUGUGAAUGAUCAGCCUUGUUUGUUCCUCAAUGACAACUCAUCAUAAAAGUGUGUUUGUUCUGUUGUUUUUGAUAUAUGAGAAGAUAAAUAAACGAUCUUAGAUAAAAA